Papaver somniferum (opium poppy) is the source of this 771-nucleotide messenger RNA. RefSeq lists its product as uncharacterized. Bases 1 to 771 code for a protein of 256 amino acids. Lineage: Eukaryota; Viridiplantae; Streptophyta; Magnoliopsida; Ranunculales; Papaveraceae. The record is from RefSeq and is a predicted model, not a curated record. The transcript has 4 exons.
AUGGAUUUCAUGAAAUUCAUUCCUAAGAAGGAGGAUUCAGCUACUGUGAAGGACUUCAGGCCAUUAAGUUUCAUCAGUAGCUUCUAUAAGAUUGUAUCUAAGUUGCUGGAUGAGAGAAUCAAAGUGCUCAUUCCUGGUCUAAUAUUUAAUACUCAAUGUGCAUUCAUAAAAAACAAACAUAUCUUGGAUGGAAUUAUUAUAGCAAAUGAAUGUAUUAAUAGUAGGUUAAGGCAGAAAAAACCUGGAAUUUUAUGUAAGAUAGGUAUGGGGAAAGCCUUUGACAAUGUCAACUGCCCAUCUUUAUUUACUAUCUUGAGGAAGAAUGGUUUUGGGGAGAAGUUAGAAGUUCUUUCAAUGCUGCUAGAUGAUGCUGUUGCAAACAAUAAAAUUGGUGGUUUCCAGGUGAUGGAAGGAGGAACUAUGAUAUCUCACAUGCAAUUUGCAGAUGACACAAUUAUCAUGCUGAAUGCUUCACAUUUAGAGAGGUAUUGCUUAUUACUUAUUUGGGAUAUUCCUAUUGGAGCAUCUAAACGAAGUGUAACAAUAUGGGAUGUGGUUAUUGAAAGAAUGAAGAACAAGCUGGUACCUUGGAAGAGAAAGUUUCUCAAUAAAGCAGCUUCAUCCGAUCGAGUCUUUACUGAGGGUUACCGCGUUCUGCUUCCGCAGCACUCUGAUGCGGUUGGCAAAAGGAGUCGUGCAGUUACAAGCAUUCGGUUAGGUGGGUGUGACUGUCAUGAUGAAGUUGGGGAAAACCCAGGAGCCACAAUGUGA